AUGGCUUUUAACUUGUAUCCCUAUUUUAUAGACGUGGAUGGAGAAGAUGGAGAAGAUGGAGAACCUAAUGAAGCCAUGAUGUUUAGUUCGGAUGAAGAAUUGGAUGAUGAGGAAAAAAAAGUUGUACAAUACAAGAUGAUUGAUGGGGAUGAAAAUGUUGAAGAACCUAAGAAAGAAAUGACUUUUAGUUCAGCUGAAGAAGUUCGCACAUAUUAUAGGAAAUAUGGUAAGCAACUUGGUUUUGGUGUCUUGAGAAGAUGCCUUAAGAGGGAUGAAGAUGGCCAAGUAAGAUACAUGAUCCUUACAUGCAUUCGUGAAGGUGCGAAUAAGGGAGAAAGCAGCACAAGUAAUGCCAUGAAGCCAACUCCAAAAAUUAAUAGAACAGGGUGUUGUGCAAGGAUUUGUGUGACAAGAUGUGAUAAUGGAACAUGGUAUUUGAGUAAAGUGGUGCUUGAGCAUAAUCAUAUAUUAAGCCCAAGCAAGACAAGAUUUUUUAGGUGCUAUAAGAAUAUAAAUUGUUCUGCGAAAAGAAGGAUUGAGCUUAAUGAUAUAGUUGGAGUACGUGCGAACAAGAAUUUUAACUCAUUGGUUGUUGAAAUGGGGGGGUUUGAGAGUCUUCCCUUUGGAGAGAAAGAUUGCCGAAACUUUAUUAACAAGGCAAGGGAGCUCCGGCUUGGCAAAGGAGGUGGUCAGACACUUUGUGAUUAUUUCCAUAGAAUGCAAGACCAAAAUGACGGCUUCUAUUAUGUGAUGGACAUGGAUGAUAAUUGUAGGUUGCGAAAUGUGUUUUGGGUUGAUGCACGAAGUAGGGCAGCAUAUGAAUUCUUUGCGGAUGUCAUUACAUUUGACACGACGUAUUUGACUAAUAGAUAUGACAUGCCAUUUGCUCCUUUCGUAGGGGUGAAUCAUCAUGGUUAG
Molecule: messenger RNA, 918 nt
Organism: Corylus avellana
Lineage: Eukaryota; Viridiplantae; Streptophyta; Magnoliopsida; Fagales; Betulaceae
Source: RefSeq, a predicted model, not a curated record